Miscanthus lutarioriparius is the source of this 537-nucleotide messenger RNA. The record is from the annotation of a GenBank genome assembly. NCBI's taxonomy places the organism in Eukaryota, Viridiplantae, Streptophyta, Magnoliopsida, Poales, Poaceae.
AUGGAUAUGGAGGACCCGCCGCCGCCGCCGCAGAGGCUUUGCUGCGCGGUGCAGCACUACGAGUGGGGCCGGCGCGGGGCUGCCUCCCUCGUCGCGCGUCUCGCCGACCAGCAGGACCCGACCCCUACGCUGAGCUCUGGAUGGAACGCACCCGUGCUGUCGGUGGCGAAGGCGCUCUCGAUCCAGGCGCACCCGGACAAAAAACUCGCCGAGGCGCUGCACGCGCUGCGGCCGUCCGUCUACAAGGAUGGCAACCACAAGCCCGAGAUGGCCAUCGCCAUCACCGAGUUUCGGGCGCUCUAUGGCUUUGCUGGCAUCCAGGAGCUCAGGGAUCUCCUGAGCACUGUACCUGAAGUUGAAGGGCUAAUUGGGCAUGAGCAUGCUGCCAAGCUGAUGAGCUUCAACGAGUAUGAUGGGGGUAAUGAAGUAAAAUCCAGUUUGCAAUCAGCUUUUGCUAAGCUAAUGGUAGCAAGUAAAGACAUGGUUUCUGAAGCACCUGCCAAACUGAUCAGUCGCCUGAAUACUGAGAGCAAAUGA